AUGGGGUUUACACGAUUUCUCAUCUUCGCGCUGGCCGCCGCCACUGCGGAAUCUAGUUGCUCAACAGGCAAGAAUCAAAGCAUCAUCGUCCACGAGGCCCCUCAGACUAUCCGCCCCUAUGUCAUGCCAAAGUACAAGGGUCGUGCCGUCCUGCUGUCCAAGACGGAAGUGGUCCGAUUUGCCAUCACGGCAAACUCAAGCGACGGGGCCUUCUCCAUGAUCCAGCACAACGGAAAACUAACCGGCUACGCAUCCGCGCGCUUCCACACGCAUCGCAACGUCCACGAGCACGUGUACUGUGCCCGAGGAAGGGUUGAGCUCUGGGCCCAAAAGAACACAACCGACUCUAUCCAAGAGGCGCGCGUGGCCACACUAGGAGACUACGGAAACUUGCCCAUUGGCAGCAUCCAUACCUUUCAGCUCAUCGACCCUGACACGCAAUUGACGCACAUUUUCCACCCGGCUGGCUUUGAGCAUCUGUUUGACUUUUACAGUGUCGGGGACUUUGAAUCGAUGGGUGUUGGUUCGCCCUAUGUUCCGCAUAUUGAGGACGAAGCGCCUUUCGGACCGCUCACGCCCGAGUUGAAGACAGAGUUGGCCUCGUUGGACUUGUACGAGAGCGAGCAGUUUGUCCCGCGGAGGGAUCUUAUCAACGGAACCGCCGGCGAUAGCAAACUGAACUGGCAUAAUGGUCCAAACGAGCUGCCGACCACCUAUGGCGAACCGUACUUUAUCGCCAAAGAUCACGGUAAAAAGUUUCUGAAUACGGAAACUGGAUACAAGAUUAUUCAGCCCCUGACUAACGAGGCCACUGAGAAGAAUUUCACCCUCGGCACUGUCAUCAUGUCACAAAAGCUAGCCAACGAAUCCGCCACAACAACCACUCUACCGCACCAUUUCGCCUUACAAAUGGAAGACGGCCAGCUCAUUCUGAAAGUGGAGGGAUAUGAAAGCACGGCGAUGCUUCAUGGAGACGUGGCGUUUAUCCCUGCUGGAACCAAAUUCAGCUAUCAUGCUGCCGUCCCCUUUACCAAAUUCCUGUAUAUGAAUGACGGUUAUGAAGGCCUAGACCAUCAGCUCCUAGAGAACGCCAUGCCUUGGGAAUUACCCGCUUACCCGCCGUACGCUGGUUUCAAGGCCAAGGCAUAG
Metarhizium robertsii ARSEF 23 is the source of this 1149-nucleotide messenger RNA. RefSeq names its product quercetin 2,3-dioxygenase. NCBI's taxonomy places the organism in Eukaryota, Fungi, Ascomycota, Sordariomycetes, Hypocreales, Clavicipitaceae. The transcript has a single exon. The coding region runs from base 1 to 1149 and encodes 382 amino acids. The record is from RefSeq and is a predicted model, not a curated record.